AGCUUCAGGAUGAGUAAUACCUUAUUCCAUGCACAUCCGAGCUAGAAAAGAACCAGAAAGCCUGUGAGAAGGGAAAGAGCAAGACCUCCUUAGGUGGUAGAUGCAUGCAGAGAGCAAGCAGAGAGGUCUUGCUGGAGGAAACCAGACCAUCCCAAGGUCAGGCAAGCGAGCCCAAUGUCAACAAGUUUCCUCGGCAGUGCCCUCCGGGGCACCUUCUUCCUCAUAUUUGGUCUCUGGUGGUCUGUGCGAUACCCGCUGAGGUAUCUCAGGCGGAAAGGCAAUGCUGAGAGUCAGCCGAGCAAUGGGAUCCAGCGUGUGGAAAUCUUCGAAGGGGCAGUCAAGGCUUUCUUUGCUUUAGCAGGAAUAUUGGUCGAGCAGUUUGUUCCCACUGGUCCUCACCUGCAGCUGUACAGCCCCAAGACACACAGCUGGACUGACCUCACCCCCUGGCACUACACCACCGUGUACCUCUUCUUCCUCCUCUCCGGCAUCGUGGACAUCGUCUCGCACUCCCCGCUCAAGCUGCCGCUUGGCUUGGAUCGGCUCUCGCUGUCAGUGGCUCUGUUCAUCGAAGGUUUCCUCUUCUGUUUCCAUGACUACAGUGAUGCGGUGCUGGACCACCACCUCCAUUCCCUGCUGGCCUUGGCUAUCUUUGCUGGUGCCUUUUCUGCCCUCCUAGAGGUUUUCAUCCGAGACCACAUCAUCCUGGAGACCUUCAGGACCAGCUCCUUCCUUCUUCAGGGCUCUUGGCUCUGGCAGAUUGGAUUUGUGCUGUCCCCUCCAUGGGGAGGACCAGGCUGGGACCCAACCAACCGCAGCAACUUCACAUUCCUCACCUUGUGCUUCUGCUGGCACUACGCGGGCGCUCUCAUCAUUUUGGCAGCAAACUCUGCUGCAUCUCGCUGCUGCAACGAGUCCUGCCAGCUGAAAUUUGGGGACAUCGAUGUGGAGCUGGACUGUGGCGUAUGCACCCGCAAAAACAACAAGAGUGGUGCCCUGCUGCCAGAGAGCACCUCGGACGACAAAUGAGGCUGUGGCAAGCUGGAAACUUCUCUUCUGCUGGCUUAGAACUCUUGAGAUGAGGUUUUUAAUCAGUCUUGAUAAACUACAAUGGCACUUGAUGGCAAAGCAUCAGAAGUGGGAGGCAGGACCCUGAUGGUGGAGUGCGGCAGGAGAUAUAAACCCUUUCUGUGCAUCCCUUUGAUGGCAGCAAGAACAAACCAGCUUGUCUGGGAGAGGUGUUUUAAUUUUCCAUGCUGCAGCACAACUGGUUUGCUGGUGGAAUCCAACUGGUGUGGCUGAUUUUAGCUAUUUUUUUGGACAUUCUUGGCUUUGCCUCUGCAGGAGGGAGGCAAACCAGCAGUCAAAACUCCUGGUGCCUGUCGCUCACUCUGGUGUUAAUGGAGGGGGUUUUGUACAAAGCUUAAUGUGCACAGAGCAUACGUGGACACCAAUAAAAUACUUUAAUGAAUC
Cuculus canorus (common cuckoo) is the source of this 1473-nucleotide messenger RNA. RefSeq names its product transmembrane protein 45B. The transcript is spliced from 6 exons. NCBI's taxonomy places the organism in Eukaryota, Metazoa, Chordata, Aves, Cuculiformes, Cuculidae. Bases 175 to 1029 code for a protein of 284 amino acids. The record is from RefSeq and is a predicted model, not a curated record.